Messenger RNA from Capra hircus (goat), 6837 nucleotides. RefSeq names its product sialic acid binding Ig like lectin 1 (gene SIGLEC1). NCBI's taxonomy places the organism in Eukaryota, Metazoa, Chordata, Mammalia, Artiodactyla, Bovidae. Bases 267 to 5411 code for a protein of 1714 amino acids. The record is from RefSeq and is a predicted model, not a curated record. The transcript has 21 exons.
CUUAGGGUGGGGCCAAGCGACAGACAGGAUUUUCUGGGGCCACCAAGUGAAGGCAUUCCUGGACACAGCCUGAGCUGGGAACAUGGGCUCCUGGAUGCCAGCUGGCAGCUGCCCUGCCCUCUCACUGGGUUUGCCAGCAUAGUGUAUGGGGAAACAGGACUGGGAUCCCAGCAGGCUCUGAGACUGAGGUUCCCUAGGAGAUCCCUGUGUGCCCAGCUCAGUGCUCCCCGACCUCGUAGGCAACAGAACCAGAGUGACAACCUGCUAUGGACUUCCUGCUCCAGCUCCUCCUCCUGGCCUUACCCAUCCCAGCAGACCUGACCUCGUGGGGCGUCUCCAGUCCUGAGACUGUGAAGGGUAUGAAGGGGUCCUGCCUCGUCAUCCCCUGCACCUUCAGCUUCCCUGCCAGUGUGAAAGUGCCUGAUGGCAUCACAGCCAUCUGGUACUAUGACUACUCAGGCAGACGGCAGGUAGUGAGUCACUCUACAAACCCCCAGCUGGUGGAGGCCCGCUUCCAAGGCCGUGCCCAGCUGGUGGGGAAUCCUGAGCUCAAGGUGUGCAACCUGCUGCUGAAGGACCUGCAGCCUGAGGACUCAGGCUCCUACAACUUCCGCUUCGAGAUCAGCGAGGUCAACCGCUGGGUAGAUGUCAGAGGCACAGCAGUCACUGUAACGGAGGAGCUCAUCAUGCCCACCGUUGCCUCUCCGGCUGAGCUACAUGAGGGCAUGGAGGUGGACUUCAACUGUUCCACUCCCUACGCGUGCUUGCAGGAGCCGGUCACCCUGCGGUGGCAAGGCCAGGACCCUGCCCGCUCCAUCACCUCCACACUCCAGAAGCUUGAGCCCACGGGCAUCCACCACCAGGAGACGCUUCACAUGGCCCUGUCCUGGCAGGACCAUGGCCGGACCCUGAGCUGCCAGCUCUCGGCGGCCAACCAUAGGACUCAGCGCGAGAUUCACCUCCAAGUGCAGUAUGCCCCCAAGGGUGUGGAAAUCCUCCUCAGCCCCUCGGGGCGGAACAUCCUUCCAGGGGAUCUGGUCACACUCAUCUGCCAGGUGAACAGCAGUCACCCUCAGGUCAGUUCUGUGCAGUGGGUCAAGGAUGGGACGCACCUCAAAACCCGGAGUCGUGUACUACAGUUGCCCCAGGCAGCCUGGGCUGAUGCUGGCGUCUACACCUGUGAAGCUGGGAAUGGUGUGGGCUCUUCGGUCUCACCUCCUGUCAGCCUUCACAUCUUCAUGGCUGUGGUCCAGGUGAGCCCAGCAGGCUCGAUUCUGGAGAACCAGACUGUGACGCUGGCCUGCAACACACCGAAAGAAGCGCCCAGGGAGCUGCGCUACACAUGGUACAAAAACCACGGCCUGAUGAAGGACACCCACAGUCGCACCCUCCAGCUGCACUCAGUGACCAGGGCCGAUACAGGCUUCUACUUCUGUGAGGUGCAGAAUGCCCAGGGCAGAGAGCGCUCUGACCCAGUCAGCGUGGUGGUCCACCACCCGCCCCUCACCCCACACCUGACUGCCUUCCUGGAGACGCAGGAGGGACUGGUGGGCAUCCUCCAGUGCUCAGUGGUCAGCGAGCCCCUGGCUUCUCUGGUGUUGUCACGUGAGGGCCUCAUCCUCGCCUCAACUUCCGGAGAGGGUGACCAGAGCCCACGCUUCAGUGUCUACUCUGCCCCAAACUCCCUGCGCCUGGAGAUUCGAGACCUGGGGCCAACUGACAGUGGGGAGUACACAUGCUCAGCCACCAAUUCCCUUGGGAAUUCAUCCUCCACCCUGGACUUCCAUGCCAAUGUGGCCCGCCUCCUCAUCAGCCCAGCAGCAGAAGUGGCGGAAGGGCAGGCGGUAACACUUAGCUGUAGGAGCAGCCUGAGCCCAAUGCCUGACACCCGCUUCUCCUGGUACCGAAAUGGGGCCCUGCUCCUCGAGGGGCCCAGCAGCAGCCUCCUGCUCCCUGUGGUCUCCAGCACUGACGCCGGCUCAUACCACUGUCGGGCCCAGGAUGGCCAUGGCACCAGCGGGCUCUCCUCACCUGCUGUCCUCACCGUCCUCUAUGCCCCACGCCGGCCCACGUUCACUGCCCAGCUGGACCCUGACACUGCCGGAGCCGGUCAGCGAGGCCUCCUGUUGUGCCGUGUGGACAGCGACCCCCCGGCCCAGCUGCGGCUGCUCCAUAGGGGUCGCGUGGUGGCCUCUGCCCUCCCAUCAGGGGGCAGCUGUAGCGCCUGCGAGAGCUGUUCCUCACGCACAAAGGUUACCAGAGCCCCCAACCUGCUGCGGGUAGAGAUCCAAGACCCGGUGCUGGAGGACGAGGGCGUGUACCUCUGCGAGGCCAGCAAUGUCCUGGGCAACGCCUCUGCCUCAGCGAACUUCAAUGCCCAGGCCACCGUCCUGGUCAUCACACCGUCGCACACGCUGCAGGAGGGCACUGGAGCCAACCUGACUUGCAGGGUGAACCGGGAAGCUGGCGGCCCUGCCAACUUCACCUGGUUCCGAGAUGGGGCCCUGUGGGCCCAGGGCCCCCUGGAGAACCUGACGCUGCUGCCUGUGGCCAGAACAGAUGCCGCCCUGUAUGCCUGCUGCAUCCUCACUGAGGCCGGUGCCCAGCUCUCCACCCCUGUGGUCCUGCGAGUGCUCUACCCUCCAGACCCUCCAAAGCUGUCUGCUCUCCUGGAUGUGGACCAGGGCCACACGGCUGUGUUUGUCUGCACUGUGGACAGUCGCCCUCCCGCCCAGCUGGCUCUGUUCCACGGCGAGCACCUCUUGGCCACCAGCCCGGGGCCCCAGCUUCCAUCCCGUGGCCGCCUCCAGGCCAAAACCACAGCCAACUUCCUGCAGCUAGAGGUCCAAGACUUGAGCCUUAAGGACUCUGGCAGUUACCGCUGUGAGGCCAACAAUGCCCUGGGAUCAACUAACACUUCCCUUUUCUUCCAGGUCCGAGGAGCCUGGGUCCGGGUGUCACCAUCGCCUGAGCUCCAGGAGGGCCAGGCUGUGGUCCUGAGCUGCCAAGUACCCACAGGGGUCCUGGAGGGGACCUCAUACCGUUGGUACCGAGAUGGCCAGCCCCUCCAGGAGUUCACCUCAGCCACAAUCCAUUUUGCAGCCAUAACUUUGAGCCAAGCUGGGGCCUACCAUUGCCAAGCCCAGGCUCCUGGCUCAGCCACCACGAACCUGGCAGCCCCGGUCAGCCUCCAUGUGUCUUACGCCCCUCGCCAGGCCACACUCACUACCCUCAUGGACACAGGCCCUGGGCGACUGGGCCUCCUCCUGUGCCGUGUGAACAGUGACCCUCCAGCCCAGCUACGACUGCUGCACGGGGACCGCCUCGUGGCCUCUACCCUGCAAGGAGUGGGGGAGCUUGCAGGCAGCUCUCCCCGGCUACAGGUGGCUGUGGCCCCCAACACGCUGCGCCUGGAGAUUCACAAUGCAGUGCUGGAGGAUGAAGGCAUCUAUACCUGUGAGGCCACCAAUGCCCUGGGCCAGGCCUUGGCCUCAGCCACCUUUGAUGCCCAAGCUGUGAGUGUGCAGGUGUGGCCCAAAGCCACCGUGCAGGAGGGACAGCUGGUGAACCUGACCUGCCUUGUAUGGACCACUCACAUGACCCAGCUCACCUACACAUGGUACCAAGAUGGGCAGCAGCGUCCAGAUGCUGCCCACUCCAUCGCCCUCCCCAAUGUCACGGUCGUGGACGCCACCUCCUACAGCUGUGGCGUGUUGAUCCCUGGCCAGACACUCCAUCUCUCUAGGCCUGUCACCCUGGAUGUCCUCUAUGCCCCCCGCAGCCUGCGCCUGACCUAUCUCCUGGAGAGCCGUGGCGGGCAGCUUGCCCUGGUGCUGUGCACCGUGGACAGCCGUCCACCUGCUCAGCUGGUCCUCAGCCAUGCUGGCCGUCUCCUGGCCUCCUCGACCACAGCCUCUGUCCCCAACACCCUGCAGCUGGAGCUGUGGGAGCCCGGGCCCAGCGAUGAGGGUCUUUACAGCUGCUCAGCCCGCAGUCCUCUGGGUCAGGUCAACACAUCCUUAGAGCUGCGGCUAGAGGGCGUGCAGGUGACUCUGGCUCCGUCAGCCGCUGUGCCCGAGGGAGCCCCUAUCACAGUGAGCUGUGAAGACCCUGCUGCCCGCCCACCCACCGUCUAUGCCUGGUACCACAAUAGCCGUUGGCUGCAGGAGGGGCCAGAGGCCUCUCUCUCCUUCCCAGUGGUUACACGGGCUCACGCAGGAGCCUAUACCUGUCAGGUCCGGGAUGCCCAGGGUACACGCAGCUCCCGGCCCACAGCGCUGCAUGUCCUCUAUGCCCCCCGGGACGCCGCUGUGUCCUCCUUUUGGGACUCAAGGACCAGCCCCAUGGCUGUGGUACAGUGCACCGUGGACAGUGAGCCACCUGCUGAGCUGGCCCUGGCCCGCAAUGGCAAAGUUCUGGCCACCAGCAACGGCAUCCCUGGCUUGGCAGUGGAGACGGGCCAUGUCCAGGUGGCCCGCAAUGCCCUGCGGCUGCGAGUGCAAGCCGUGCCCUCAGGGGAUGAGGACACCUACGUCUGCACAGCUCGCAACUUGCUGGGCUCAGUCAGCACCACCUUGGGGCAGCUGCAGGCAGAAGGUGUGCAUGUGCUGGCCGAGCCAGGGCUAGAUGUGCCCGAGGGAGCAGCACUGAACUUGAGUUGUCAGCUCCCUGGUGGCCCUGGGCUCAUGGGCAACUCCACCUUCACUUGGUUCUGGAAUGGCCGGCAACUACACACGGAGCCUGUACCCACCCUCGCCUUCACCCACGUGGCCCGCGACCACGCUGGGAUGUACCACUGCCAGGCUGAGCUCCCCACUGGGGCCACCGCCUCUGCUCCAGUCACCCUCCACGUGCUCUAUCCCCCCAAGACACCCACGAUGACGGUUUUUGUGGAGCCUGAGGGUGGCAUCCAAGGCAUUCUGGACUGCCGAGUAGACAGCGAGCCCCUGGCCAGCCUGACCCUCCACCUUGGCAGUCGGCUGGUGGCCUCUAGCCAGUCCAAGAUUGCUCCUGCCAAGCCACACAUCCAUGUCUCAGUCACCCCCAAUGCCUUGAGGGUGGUCAUAGAGGAGCUGAGGCCCAGUGACCAGGGGGAAUAUGUGUGCUCCGCCUCUAAUUCCCUGGGCUCUGCCUCUGCUGCCACCUACUUUGGAACCAGAGCCCUGCACCGCCUGCAGCUGUUCCAGCAGCUCCUCUGGGUCCUGGGACUGCUGGCUGGCCUUCUCUGCCUACUGCUGGGCCUGGGGGCCUACUACACCUGGAGAAGGAGGCAUUUCCAGAAGCUGAGAGAGGGUGAAAAUUCAGUGGAGAUGGCUUCUCACAAGGAAACCAUGCAGGAGGAGGAAGUCACCAGAAUCUGUGAUGACUCGAGCCCUGUGAACAAUGCAGCAUUGGGUCCUGACUCCCUCUGAAAACAUCUCUGUGGCAUCUGACUUUCUAUGAUCUGGCUCCAACCCCCAAGAAAAAUGGGUGGUGAGAGGUGGUGGUGAACCUCAAUCUACCCAAAAGGGUGUUGACCCUGGGCAACUCUGAAGAGAAAUGAAUUGAUCACGUUGUCUAUUUCUCUUUCUCUCUUCUCUGGAUCUCAUCUCUCUAUUUAUCUUCCAAUGCAUUACCUCUUCACAUCUUCUUCCUUCAAGCGCACCGUGGACUUCUGGGAUGGAUUAGAAUAGAAGAAGAGCUUUCUAUAUCGUUACAAGCUGGUCAAGGCACCCUAUAGUGACUAGAAUAUAAGCUAGGCUGCUCUAAAAAGACCAAAUACAGUAACUUCAACAUGAAAGAAUUUGAUUUUUCUCUCUCAUACUAGUCUGCAUAUGUUAUGGUGGUUUAAGAUGUUGGAGCUCUGGAUCCUUCUCUUUUGCUUUUCUCCAUCCCUAAAAUGUUGCUUUUGAUUGUGAAGUUCACAAUGAUCCCAUUGGGCUCAUACUCCUUCCAGCAAGAAGAGGGAAGAGUGGAAGUGAAAUGAAAGGCACACUCAUUCCCAUUGUGGAUACAACCCAGAAGUUCUGGCUGGAAUUUGGUCAUAUAGCUACUCCAAGCUGCAAGGGAUUUUGGGAAAUGUAGUUUUUAUUAUAUUUCCAAAGGACUCCCAACUAUGGACUCACCCCUGAGACUUUGAGAACACUGACGAGAAUGCUGCCAGCAGGCCAUAUUCUGUCUCAGUGCCCAUCUACUGAAGGCCAGGGCAUGCCUCUGUCCUUUCUGGUCAUGAGUCCUGGAGGAGGUAGUGCCUGUCACAUAUUAAGACUGAGAAAGUCAAGAAGGAUUCAUGGUCCCUAGGGAGAGGGAAUGCCAGGCAGUCGAGUUGCCUGAACAGGCAUCUUGUGCCAGGUCUAGCCCUUGAAAGAAGAGGUGCCCCCAUUACACUCCCCACCCCCAGAGAGUGUGGGGAGCAGACAUCGUGUCAGCAUCCUUGUUUCUGCUCCAAGUGUAUUCCUGUCCACGAUCAAGCGAGCUCACAUCCUCUUCCUGGAAGUGUGUGCACCAGGGGCUACUAAGACAAACAACGGCCACAAAGAAAGAAUAACGUGCCCCUAGGGAAGUCAGUGCCUGAGGGGAACCAGUUCUCAGGUGGGCUAGUGACUCCUUUGGCAUCCUGGUGGCAGAUGGUGGGAGGAGCACAAAGCUCACCACUCUGGGAUUUGAGUUGAGAAAUGUGGAGAGAAGUGGGAAGUUGGCAAAGGAGCUAACAGGUUGGGAAGAGAUUCGAGGCCAGGUGAGCUUAUGCAGCGUAGAUGGACCCUUCUGGUUCCAGGCCCCAUUCUUAUCAGUGCCCGAUUGCCAGGCUCUUCCUGGGGUCUAUCAAACAUGUCCUCCCAAUAAACAUCCAUCCUGUGA